This is a messenger RNA of Camponotus floridanus (Florida carpenter ant), 788 nucleotides long. RefSeq names its product BLOC-1-related complex subunit 7 (gene BORCS7). Gene Ontology annotation, cellular component: BORC complex. The record is from RefSeq and is a predicted model, not a curated record. NCBI's taxonomy places the organism in Eukaryota, Metazoa, Arthropoda, Insecta, Hymenoptera, Formicidae. The coding region runs from base 404 to 721 and encodes 105 amino acids. The transcript is spliced from 3 exons.
GUUUUACGUCAUAUGUUAUUGUCAGAUUGUUGUCAGAUGUCAAUGUAUCGAUAGCUCAGUGAUAGAAUUUCUUUUUCAAAAGCGAUUCUUUUUGCUCGUAAACUAGUGUAAGGAGGGGAAGUUGCGCGAUAAGAAACAAAACAUUUUUCAUAUCUGCGUGCAAAAUUCUACAAUUGUAAUUAAAUUAAUUUAUUUUUUUCAUUUUAUCUUCAUGACAUGCUUCUAUAAUGCAUGAAAUAAAAGGAUAAAUAUAAAUGAAAGAUAUUUACUAAGAUUAUGAAAUAGUGUUUCUAGUAUAAGUAUUCUAUUAAUCACAAAAACACAGUACAGUCUAGCAAUAGGCCUGGAUAACAUUAAGAACAGAACUUAUCCCACAAUUAAUGCGAAGGAAUACAAUAAUACAAUGGCUUCAGCAUCUAGUACAAGCGCACGUAGCUUGUUCAUUGAAUCGAAAAUGAGACUAGCAGAUAGAGUGCAAGUUAAUGUUAAUAACAUUGCUUCUCUCGCUAGACAGAUACAGCGAGGGUCAAAAAGUAGUGAGAUUUUAAUGCACGCAGCAAAAAACUUUGCACAGCAGGAACAUGGAUUAGAAAUGAUAGAAUCUAGUUUAAAGAAACUUGCACUUAUUAGUACUCAUUUGGAAUAUCAAAUGGGCACGAUUGAUAAGAACUCUGCAAUGUUGGAAGAAGUUACUGAACAAGUACGAUCUAUGCAACGAUAACAUAUUAAAAUAUAUAUAAAGUUGUUUUAUGAACUCUGCAUGUAUAAACAUCUCUCUGCAAGAUAUA